This is a messenger RNA of Centruroides sculpturatus (bark scorpion), 2501 nucleotides long. Its product is annotated as rap1 GTPase-GDP dissociation stimulator 1-like. Gene Ontology annotation, biological process: positive regulation of GTPase activity. Bases 29 to 1465 code for a protein of 478 amino acids. The record is from RefSeq and is a predicted model, not a curated record. The transcript has 12 exons. Gene Ontology annotation, molecular function: protein binding; guanyl-nucleotide exchange factor activity. Lineage: Eukaryota; Metazoa; Arthropoda; Arachnida; Scorpiones; Buthidae. Gene Ontology annotation, cellular component: cytosol.
UAUUAAUGAUGAAGCUUGUGAAAUUGUGAUGAAUCACCAAGGUGUUUUUAAAAUUAUUGACUUAUUAAAUAGUUUAUCUAGGGUAGAAUCAACAGAAACUAGAUAUUUGAUAUAUGUUUCUGUUGGCUGUCUUAUGAAUCUAACAGACACAAUAGAAAAAGUACAGGAACAAGCUAUUGCAGGAGGUGCUAUCAGCUUAUUGUUAAAGUAUUUAGAAAAAUAUUAUGAAGAUGAAGAAAUUGCAACCAACUGUUUGUUGGUUUUGAAUUGUUUAUCUGUUUGUGAAAAUGGCAAAUCAGAAUUAAUGGGAAAGUCAAGUUUGAGUUCUUUAAUGAACGGUCUUGAAAAACCUCUGUCAAGUGAUUUGAUGGAUUCGUUGUUGGAUUUACUGGAGUAUCUUGCAGAAAAUGAUCCUGCCAAAAUAAACAUGGCUGAAUUAGGUAUGGGAGAUAUUAUGUUGCAAGUUAUCGAGAAAUGUCAUCAAAAUCACUGGAAGGAUGAAAGUCAACAUAUUUUAAAACUAGCUUGUGAUUUAAUCAUUCUUAUUUUAACUGGAGAUACUAGUAUGAGCAUUUUAUAUGAAGAAGGUAAUGGAAAUGUCUAUCAGAAAACUAAAUGUUGGUUGAAUUCGGAUGAUGAUGUCAUGCAGAUUGCUGGUGCCUUAGCAGCUGGGAAUUUUGCUAGAAAAGAUAGUUAUUGUAUACAUAUGGUUGAAGAUCACAUAUCAGAAAGUCUUUUGUGUCUUCUUGAAAAACAUAGUAAAGAUAAUGAUAUCAGACUGUUGCAUGCUGUUUUAUCAGCUCUCAGAAAUUUAGCUAUACCUGCUCAAAAUAAGAUCGUUCUUGCUCAACAAGGUGCUAUUGAAAAACUUCUUCCUUUGAUAUCUGUAGAAGCUUAUCCUAUAAUAUUUAAAUUGUUGGGAAUAUUGAGAAUGUUAAUAGAUAAACAAGAGAAAGCUGCAGUUAUUUUAGGAGAAAAUAAAGAAUUUGUACAGAAAGUAAUAGAAUGGUGCAAAUCUGAUGAUCAUCCUGGAGUCAAAGGAGAAUCAACAAGAACAAUAGCUUGGUUAGUGAAGAAUUCACUCAAUCAAAGUGUGAUGAAAAAUAUAGCAGAAGCUGGUGGUCUCUCAUAUUUAAUAGAGAUGAUUGGUUCAAAGUAUCCGGUAAUGCAGAAUGAAGCAAUCGUGUCUUUAACAUUAAUUGCAUCUACUGUUUUGAAUUCAUGUAAAGAUGCAUUUGAUAUGGAAAAAAUAGUGCAUGUUCUUUGUCAGUGCUUGUCAAGUGAAGUUGCACCCGAAGUUGUUCAGAACAUUUUGACUUUCAUUUCUAUUUUAGCCAGUUCAGAUUUGAAAGAAGAACUGUUGAAGUGGAGUGAUAUCAAAUCAUCAAUCCAGCUCGUUUCAGAAAAUUCUAAUGAAGACAUAUCCAAGCAAGCCAAGAAUAUUCUUCAGAUUUUAGAAUCUUAAGCAAAGCCUUGUAUAUCAUAAAUUUAUAUUUAUUAACAGAUAGGUGCUAACUUUAUUUUUGGUGCCGAAAAUAUGUUUAUAUAUAAUUAUAAAAAUUUUAUUUAUAUUCUCUUGUAAAUUCAAAAUGCCAUUUCAAAUACUCAUACCAAAAUUAUUAGUGUAUAGAUGUAGUGAUUAGAAGCAUUCCCUAUAAAACUCAUACUAGUCAUGUUAACAAACUUUGAACAUUUCCAUUUUUUAGUUUACCAAAAAAAAUUCCUCUCGUAGAGAUUAUUUUUAUAUACACAUUCCAAAGAUGAGCCAAAGUUGUUUUAUUUGUAUGGUGCUUUAAAUUUAUAAAUGUUGGAGUGUAUAUUUUAAUUUUAAAAACUACUUUAACAUUGUGAAAGUGUAUUCGUUUGCAGUCUUAUCUCACUCGAUAUUCAACUUUUCCGUCUCUUUUCUCGGAAAACGAUUUAUAACUGUCUGAAAUCAAUUUCUAAAUUUUAAUCUUUUUUUAUAUGUUUUUUUAAAUGUUAUACAAAACAGAUCUUUUGAUAUUUGUAAUUCUUUUAGAAUCUCUAAGAUUGUCAUUUUAUAAUUAUACUCUUUGUACGUCGUACAUUUCUAACUUCUGUGAUCAACCGUCAUGGUCCAAACCAUUUAAUCGAUUUUAGAUGUGAAUCCGACAUCUCUGCGGCCAAGACUUAAAAAACUGUUUGAUGCCACGACUUGCCGACUGGAGUAGGAAGUUGGAACAUCAAAAAAUUUCUAGAUAUAAUUUUAUACAUAUAUAAAAAGAAAACACGAACGUUACGAAAUGCAACUCUCAUCACGUUAUAUACAUUAUAAAUGUUAGAAUUUCAGAAAAUUGUACAUUGUGAGAGAUUAUAGAGAGAGUUGUAUAUCCUUGCCAGCUUGAAACAAAGCAUAAUAAAAUUGCUGCACAGUGUAAAUAAAUUUAUUCAUGUUGUAAUCAAAAGAUAGAAUGUAGAAUAUUUUCUACUGCAUGAGAUGUUGCAGUUUAAUUAUUUAAAGAAAAUGAAAAAAAUAUUAU